Diatraea saccharalis (sugarcane borer) is the source of this 588-nucleotide messenger RNA. The record is from the annotation of a GenBank genome assembly. NCBI's taxonomy places the organism in Eukaryota, Metazoa, Arthropoda, Insecta, Lepidoptera, Crambidae.
AUGGACAGCCGGGAAUCGUUCGAAGAGGUUAUCAGACUUCGAGAGCAAAUCUUGGAGACGAAGGCGAGUGCCACCAGCGGCGGGAGUCGUGGACGCCGGCAAGCACCUAGGGUGCCAAUGGCAAUAGCCGGCAACAAGACUGUCCAGCCCGAAGAAGCUCAAGCAUACUGCACCACCCAAGAUUCCGCGUGCGUAUUCGUAGAAACGUCGGCAAAGAAAAACUUCCAUGUCGACGAUCUAUUCUACGAGUUGUUCGUCGUAGCCAAUCUACCGUUAGAGAUGGCACCGAAUCAUCACAAGCGCGUAAGCACGGCAUUCGGCAGCCCGUGUACCCUCCCUCCUACGAGUAGCCAAAGCAAUAGAAGUAAGAAAUGCACGCUUUCUAUUAAAAGGAGGCUGUCAGACGCGUGCGGCGUUGUCGCCCCUAAUGUACGUCGACCAAGCAUCAGAACAGAUCUCAUGAUUAUGAGAACGAAGACUUGUGCCAAAGGAGACAGUGACAGCGCCAGCGGUAGUCCCAAGCUCAACUUGAAUAGACUAGUUCGCACAAGCGGACAAAGCGACAAACGUUCGUGUAUUAUUCAGUGA